Sapajus apella (tufted capuchin) is the source of this 5697-nucleotide messenger RNA. It is a transcript of the gene MSANTD1, whose product is annotated as Myb/SANT DNA binding domain containing 1. The record is from RefSeq and is a predicted model, not a curated record. The coding region runs from base 182 to 1018 and encodes 278 amino acids. Gene Ontology annotation, biological process: positive regulation of DNA-templated transcription. The transcript is spliced from 3 exons. Lineage: Eukaryota; Metazoa; Chordata; Mammalia; Primates; Cebidae. Gene Ontology annotation, cellular component: nuclear body.
UGUGCUUUCAGUUAAAAGGUUUCUGUUGUUGUAGCUUAUGCAGUUGCUCUGUUGCUAUGGAAACGUGACAUCAAAAUGACGUUUCCCGUUUAAAAGCUUUUAACUAAAUUCCUGCCUGUCAGACGUAGGCCCCAUUUUGAGCGUGGAGCUGCCUUCGAGCGAGCGAGCGGCGCCUCCGCCCAUGGUGCGUGGGGCCGGGCCGGGGGCCUCGCUGAGCGCGCUCUCCAACCCCGCAGGCGCCUCCAGCAUGGCAGCGGCCGAGGUGCCCGGCUACCUCGUGUCUCCCCAGGCGGAGAAGCACCGGCGGGCCCGCAACUGGACGGACGCGGAGAUGCGCGGCCUCAUGCUGGUCUGGGAGGAGUUCUUCGACGAGCUCAAGCAGACCAAGCGCAACGCCAAGGUCUACGAGAAGAUGGCCAGCAAGCUCUUCGAGAUGACGGGCGAGCGCCGGCUGGGCGAGGAGAUCAAGAUCAAGAUCACCAACAUGACCUUCCAGUACAGGAAAUUAAAAUGCAUGACAGAUAGCGAGUCCGCCCCGCCCGACUGGCCCUAUUACCUAGCCAUUGACGGGAUCCUGGCCAAGGUCCCCGAGUCCUGUGAUGGCAAACUGCCGGACAGCCAGCCGCCGGGGCCCUCCACGUCCCAGACCGAGGCGUCCCUGUCGCCGCCCGCUAAGUCUGCCCCUCUGUACUUCCCGUAUAACCAGUGCUCCUACGAAGGCCGCUUUGAGGACGAUCGCUCCGACAGCUCUUCCAGCUUACUGUCCCUUAAGUUCAGGUCAGAGGAGAGGCCAGUGAAGAAGCGCAAGGUGCAGAGCUGCCACCUGCAGAAGAAGCAGCUGCGGCUGCUGGAGGCGAUGGUGGAGGAGCAGCGCCGGCUGAGCCGCGCCGUGGAGGAGACCUGCCGUGAGGUGCGCCGCGUGCUGGACCAGCAGCACAUCCUGCAGGUGCAGAGCCUACAGCUGCAGGAGCGCAUGAUGAGUCUGCUGGAGAGGAUCAUCGCCAAGUCCAGCGUCUAGGCCAGCGGGCGGCGGUGGGGCCAGGCAGGGCCGGGCAGCUGGUGGUGCUGAUGGGGCCACCCAGGCUGGGCCACUCAGGCCAGGUGGGCACGGGAGCUGUGCUGUGAACGGGGACCGCCUUCCAUCUGGCCUCUGGCAGGAUCCCUUCUGAGGGGUGUUUUGAGGACCCUCCAGGCCCUGGGGACCAUGAGGCUCCAGUCUUCAGCAUGAAUGCCCUUCCUCGGACACAGGCUGGGGCCUCCGGGACUCACUCCGAGUAAGGACGUCCGAGAUCCACUCUCCAGUGUCGUUACUAUCAAUGACAUUUGAAGUGGCUUUGAUAGGAAGUGUAUACUUUUUCAUUCUUGCCUGGAAAGCACAGUUUGCUUUUGCUGGCUUGGUGAGGAUGUCCCGAUGGAUGGAUCCCCAAAAUGAAAGCAGAUGGAAACGGGCCGGGGCAGGCUGGAGCUGGGGUGAGCUCCCUCCCGAAGGGAGCCCUGUGUCCUCCUUCACCAGGACCUCUGCCUCUGUCCUUAAGUGGCCUCCGACGCCUGUUGGAAACCCCAGGGGGACUCCCGGGAGGCUUUUGAUUCAUCUGUUCAGAACAUCAGGUGUUUCCACUCCUCCUUAGCAAUGACACCAAUAAAAGUCGUACCUGCUCGCGUGCCCAGCCCUGUGGAAUGUUCUAGGCCCUGGAGACGUCAUGGUGGAUGACACAAAGGCCGGCCUCAUGGAGCUGACGCUUCCCAUGGUGGGAAGACAAAUGAGUCAGUAGAGAAAUGGUUGCAGGUUGUGAUAAGUGCCGAAAGGGAGGGGAUUGGUCUGAGGACACGGAGCCAGACACACACACACAGAGCUGGGAACAGCAGCCACACAGGGAAUCGCCAGUGCGAAGGCCCAGAGGCAGAGGACACCGGAGCAAGCCCCGGGCGCAGCAGCAGGCCGGUCGCCAGCAGCCAGGCCACAGAGGGCCAAGCAGCCGCUGGGAGGAGUGUUCCUGCUUCUCAGGCUUAUUGUGAGUGUUAUUGCAGCUCUGGAUAUGACAUCCAUGGGGGAGAGGUGGGUGGUGGAGCGGCCACAGCUACAAGCUCACCUCACUGCAGCCCUUCCACCAGGUGCAAACUCUUUCCAGAAGCUCCAGAGUUACAGAAGCUGAAUUCUCUAUAAGCCUCGUUGGCUGGGACUUGGCGUUUGGUUGUCCUGGCUGCUAAGGAGGCUGGGGCCAGGUGUGUGUGAGUCAUCUCCUGGAAUUAGGAGAGUUGCUGCCCACAGAAGGUUCUGUGGCAGGUGGGUCAGCAGGUGGGCAGCAUGGUUUGACUCAGGGUUCAGAAAUCUCCCUCUGGCUACAGGGUGAGCAGGCCAUGGAGACAGGCAUGGAGGCAGGUGUGGAGGCAGACCACGGAGGCAGGUGUAGAGGCAGGCCAUGGAGGCAGGUGUGGAGGCAGACCACAAGGCAGGUGUGGAGGCAGGCCACGGAGACAGGCGUGGAGGCAGGCCACAGAGACAGGCGAGGCAGGCCACAGAGACAGGCAGGAGGCAGGUGUGGAGGCAGGCGUGGAGGCAGGUGUGGAGGCAGGUGUGGAGGCAGGCCAUGAGGCAGGCGUGGAGGCAGGCCACGGAGACAGGCGUGGAGGCAGGCCACGGAGGCAGGCAGGAGGCAGGCCACGGAGGCAGGCGUGGAGGCAGGCCACGGAGGUAGGCGUGGAGGCAGGCCAUGGAGGCAGGCGUGGAGGCAGGCCAUGAAGACAGGCGUGGAGGCAGGCAUGGAAGCAGGCCACGGAGGCAGGCGUGGAGGCAGGCCACGGAGACAGGCAGGAGGCAGGUGUGGAGGCAGGCCACGGAGGCAGGCAUGGAGGCAGCCAUCCUGCCAGGUAGUGCUGUGGUCAUCCCACGAGAGGCAGCAGCAGCUCACCCAACCCUCUCAGGGGUCUGGAGGUCAGCCAGGCACGGGAGCAGCUUGGGCUCCACUAUGUGUGGGACCAGCCUGUGGACCAUGUGGUGUGCAGGACGCCCCAGGCCUGUCUGUGUGAAGGAGAGGCCAGCGUGCUCUGUGGCACCCAGCAGAGAGCUGGGCAAGUAGAAUUCACUUUGCUGUGAGGGUCCUGGGUGUUCCAUCCUGCUCAGCGAUCUCCCCAGAGCCCAUGUGCUGAGGACUCGGGACCUGCAGCUGUGGGAUGAGAGGCAGAGUGUCGCCAGGGCUUCAUGAGUGACAGCCGGUGCUGCGGUCCAGUUUCCAGCUGCCAGGUGACGCCACUGACCCUGCAGUUAGGACGAGGUGCACAGAGGUUGCAAGCCAGUGUGGCGGCCACAGCGCCUGCUGAGAAGCGGAAGCGGCCCCAGGAGGACAGAGGAUGUGGACACAUCUAGUGACGCAGACCUGAGUUUUGGGAGCUUGCUCAAGUGGGUUUCCAGCUCAGGUACCCACCUGCCUCGAAGGCAAGACACCACCCAAGAAAACAUUUGCUUACAAAUGCAUUGGGCUCCCACCAGGCACCUGUGCCACCCUAGAUGCUGGGAACGCAGCAUAACACAGGCACCUGCCCCAGCUGCUGACCACUGCGGCUGGCUAACAGCUCCCACGGGGCCAGUGUGGUGUUCCCAAGCCAGCCUCAAGCCCUCGAGAGCAAAGGGUGCUCACAGCCCUGGCAGGAAGGUGGUUGGGCUGGACGCUCCUCAAGAGGUAACAGAUGGCAGUUCUCAAUGAUGUGGCGACUUCUGCGCCUUGAAGCCUCUCUGGAGUUGCAGCCACGACGCACUGUGCUUCAGGAACCGCCAGGCAUCCGUUAGAGCACGCCACAGGUCGCCGCUGUGCUUGGGUUAGAAGUGGCUUCCCACCGUCUCUAACCGGAGUUGCUGACACAUGCCCUUUCCGCCACCUCAGCAGGGGCCGGUGCUGCCCACCUUCUCCAGCUGCAGCAGCGUUGCCCCAGGCCAGCAGAGGCCAGCCGCAGAGCCUCCUGGGGUCAGUGCCUUUCGUUGGCAGCGUGUCCUCAACAACUUUCUGAUUUCUUCCUUAGUUGUUGGUCCAUUAAGGAGAAAAAAUGAUGUCACCUAAUGCCAAAAUAUUUGAGGAGAUUCAGCAAAGCAGCAUGUUGGCACCGAAAACGCAAACCAGGAGCCAGGCAGGUGAGCUUGCUUUUCAGCUGUAGUGUUCCAUGUUGUUUUGAUGCUAAUGCAUUGAGAUAAACCAACAAAAUAAGCAGGAUAAGAGAGGAAGAAAGCAGCGUUGCCUUUGUUUUCAGACCUCGUUUUUGCAUACCCAGAAAGCCAAAUAGACGGAAGAUCGGGAGAUUGUUAAACCACCCUGAGCGUGAUAAAAAUGAGAAUGAAGAAACAUCCCAUUCAGAAUUUACCCCGAAAGGAAGAGGACCUCCACCGAAGGAAACGAUACAGCCUUACUGAAACAUCGAAAGAAUACCUGAGCACCAGAGAGGCUUAGCAUACUCCCGGGAGCACCGAAGUACCCUGUCGUCAUUUUGUGAAUGUGAUUCCAACCACACUCUCAAUAAUACUGCUUUCUGUUUCGUUUUGUUUUGAAAUGAACAUGAUGAUGUUUAAAUUCAUACGAAAAAAGAACAGGGCCAAAGGUCCAAGGCCAGUCAGCGUGAAACGACCGAUCAGCCCCCCUCGGGGUUGGAGAGGAGGAACCGCAGACUGAGAUCACGUGGCUACUGGGGACCAGGGAGAACGUCAGGAUACGGAAACUCCUGCGUGGCUGGCGGAGUGUGAAUUGGAGCAGCCACUGCCAGGAGCAAUGUGGUCUCCCCUCCUGGAGCUGUAGACACCCAGAUUCCUCCCCUGGGCAGUGCCACUCCCAGACAUGUCACCCAGCGGUGGCCCUUCUCACACUGGCCUGAGGACCCCUCGACACCCUUAAAAACCAUGAAAAGUGCCAAAGAGCUUUUGCUUAUGUGAGUUCUAAUGACUGAUAGUAAUACGCAUUAGAAUACCUUAUUAGAAAUUAAACCUGAGACAUUUGGAAAACCUGUAUUUAUUUCAAAAUAGCAAUAAACCCAUGUCAUAUUAACAAAAAUAACAAUUGUAUGAAAAAUAUAUUUUCCCAAACAAAAAGUUUUAGGGAGAAGCGUGGCGUAGUUUUACAUUGCGGGAAAUCUCCGGCUUAAGAGAAGCCCGCUGGCCUCUCAUGGAGCUCUAGGUCCAUCCGCUGUGGGGUGUUUUGGUCGUGAAGUAUAGGGGUAAAUGGAGAAGCUAAGCCUUACCCAGAUCUGUAUUUGAAAACAAAAGGAACAUGUUAGCAACUUUUGCAAAUCAUGGGGAUAUUCUUCCUUGAUCCUCUUCCAACACUGGACAGGCGGUGGUUUUUUUAAAGGCUGCUUGUGAUGUGGAAUCUGAAACCGCAUCAGUAUCAGUGAGAUUUCACUCGUUUCUGGAGAAGCCAUUGGUCCGUCUUGUGCUUCCAGGACUCCGUCCACCGUGCUUUCGUGACCUCACACACCGGGCGUUUGGUUCACCAAGUUAUGCGGAUCUUCCAAAUGCCGACAGUUCCUUAAUCAGUAUUUAAAAAUCGCUUUUGGUGAUGUCACUAAUCUUAGCAGAAAAGUCUUUAAGUUGGAAAGGUGGUGAGCUCAUGGCAGUGGAUAUACGAGUUUUUCAGAAUCCUGAUUUUUGCAUGAAAGCUUGAAUUUUAUUUGCUGUCAGCUAUUUUCUUUGAAUGCAACGGGCUCACUUUGUUCAUUUUC